AUGUUUGUUUUGUCGGAAAUGCGGGAUAUCGUCUCUAUCUUGCCACAUCAGCUAAAGAAUGAUUUAAAGAGUGUGAUAACGCUGAAGCUGAAUAAGCGCUUUGCCAACAAGGUGAUCAUCGAUCUUGGAUUAUGCAUUUGUCUCUUUGAUUUGAUCGAAAUUGGGGACACGUAUCUUUUACCUGGAGAUGGACGCGGGCACAUAAAAGUGAAGUUCCGUUUCAUCGUAUUUCGGCCAUUUGUCGAGGAAAUCAUCGAGGCCAAAGUCAUCGCUUCUUCGAAAUUGGGAUUAACUCUAUCGGUGAACUUCUUUGAAGAUAUCUUUAUACCUGCACACAGUUUGCCAGCCCCUCACGUAUUUGAAGAAAACGAACAGUUAUGGUAUUGGGAAUAUCAACAAGAGGACGAUGAGCCACCGGCAAAACUAUACUUGGAUCCGGGAAAAGUCGUACGAUUUAGAGUGGUGGAGAACAUUUUUAAAGAUAUUAAACCAGACUUGAGCGACGAGGAAGCGAAAAAGCAAAAGUCUUUCGAAAUCAUUGGUUCGAUGUCAGAAACAGGUCUUGGCUGUACAUCGUGGUGGACCCAAGGAGGAGAGGAAGAAGAGGAUGAUCAAAUGGAAGAA
Messenger RNA from Mesorhabditis belari, 624 nucleotides. The record is from the annotation of a GenBank genome assembly. Lineage: Eukaryota; Metazoa; Nematoda; Chromadorea; Rhabditida; Rhabditidae.